Molecule: messenger RNA, 6656 nt
Organism: Anopheles merus
Lineage: Eukaryota; Metazoa; Arthropoda; Insecta; Diptera; Culicidae
Product: irregular chiasm C-roughest protein-like
Biological process (GO): cell-cell adhesion
Cellular component (GO): cell-cell junction
Molecular function (GO): cell adhesion molecule binding
Source: RefSeq, a predicted model, not a curated record
ACUGUCGUGGCGUUUGCUCCCUCUCCGCUGUGUGGAAGAUCACCAACAGCAACGGCAAAAAGGGAAAAAAAGGUGUAGUGAGUUAUUUUAAGCCGAUGCGCCGAACAUCAUCAAAACGAAGUGGUGCUUAAGUGGGAGUGGGAAAAGUUGUGAACGAGAGAAGAAAAAAAAUAGUGCAAAACAAAAUAUUAAAAAAAAAAUAAUUUUAAAAAAAGUCACGCACUCGUGAAUUGAUUCGGAGCAGAGAAAACCCAAAAAUUGUUUGAUCCCCGUGCGUGAAACUGUGUGAACAGUGUUCGAGUGCUUUUUUUUUUUUUUGGCAGUGCAAAAGUGCGUGCGGGAAGCGACAAAUUCCCACAUCAAAACACCAGUGAGCGUAUUUGCUUUUGCCAAGCAGGCAAAACCACAAACGUACCGAGCGGGGACGGGCGCCGAGUGGCUGCACGCGGAGGAGGGAGACGAGGCGACAGCAGCAACAAUCAACCGAACUUGCCUGGACCACGCCAAACUGUCUACGUUGCAAUAAUUCAUCAUAGUGUCAUUCACCACAGUGAUAGAGAGAGAGAGCAGGAAGCAGCAUUGAAUUGUGAAUCGAAAACGGUCCAAACCCAACCCGACCCCAAAAGUGCAACACAUUUCCUGGGGGGGGUGUCCUUGCUCUCUGCGUAGCUAUCGCUAAUCGUUUACAUCUGCUGCUCCUAUUCUCCUCCAUCCAGGCAAUGUGAUCAAGCUGGGGCCGCCGGCUCGGUUUUUUUCAAAUGAUUUUUCGUUUGUUUUCGUGUAACGUUUUAAUUCCGUUUUAAAAAAAAAAGUGCUCCCCGCGUCUACGGAGCGCGUGGCGGCAGCGCCAACCGAAGAGAAGAAGAAAAAAGAAAAUGAUGGAAAAACAGGCUCCUGGCCCGGUGUAAAAUUUGACGCUGCUACCGACCGACGCGAAAUCAAGCCAGCGCCCGGCUGGUCAGAUAAUAGCAUAAUUGGAUUUCAACUCUUGAUGCGCCCCUGCCCGAGCAGCUCCCGGUGCGGGAAGGGCAAGUAAGUACGACGUGUGGCUCCAGCGACAAGAAGCGGGAAGCGCAGAAGGAGGUCGCCGUGUGCACGAAAUCGAAUCAACACGCGCGCGUCAAAAGCGAACCGUGCCGUGUGUCAGUGUGUGUGUUUGUGCGUGUUGGGUGGGUGGGCGUCUGUGAGUGGUUGAGCCGAAGCGGUGUCGGGAGCGGGGCGGACGAGUGUCCUGCCAUCCUGUGACAAGCGCGCCCAAACAGGAGGAGGAACAGCGCGGAUUCGGAAACAAUUCAAGGUCCCGACUGGUACACAGCUGUACUGAAGCACUCGGAGAUGCAUCGGGGCCGGUAGCCGACGCGACUGCGACGCGACCUGCCGACCAAGACGACCGACGAUCGAGCGCAGACACAGCAGCAGCAGGGAGCCUGCUUUGCGAUAAUCAACAAAUAAACAAACCACACACAAAAAAUAUAGAAAAAUGGCGAACGGAAGCCUGCGGUUUACGGUGCUAGUGUACGGCACGUUCGCGCUGCUCCUCUCCCGGACGGUGGUGCUUACCACGGCCAGUGCCGGCAGCAGCAGCAGCAGUAGUAGUGGUGGUGGUGGUGGUGGUGGGGGAGUGCAAAAGUUUGCGAUGGAACCGCAGAACCAGACGGCAAUAGUGGGGUCGCGGGUGACGCUACCGUGCCGGGUCGAGUCGAAGGUGGGCCAGCUCCAGUGGACGAAGGACGACUUCGGGCUCGGGUGGCACCGGAACCUGAGCGGCUUCGACCGCUACUCGAUGGUCGGGAGCGACGAGGAGGGCGACUACUCGCUCGAGAUCUACCCGCUGAUGCUGGACGACGAGGCACGGUACCAGUGCCAGGUGGGCCGCGGAAAGGAUGGUACUCCCGGCAUUAGGUCGAGCUUCGCCACGCUGACAGUAUUAGUUCCGCCGGAACCGCCAAAAAUAGUGCAGGGUGACUUUCUGGUCACGACCGAGGACAGGGAGAUUGAGCUCGAGUGUGUGUCGGUCGGCGGCAAACCGGCGGCCGAGAUUACCUGGAUCGACGGGCACGGCACGGUGCUGACCAAGGGCAUCGAGUACGUGAAGGAACCGAUGGGCGAUACCGGCCGCUUCACCGCGAAAUCGAUCCUGAAGCUGACGCCGAAGAAGGAGCACCACAACACGUCCUUCACCUGCCAGGCGCAGAACACGGCCGACCGGACGUACCGGUCGGUGCGGCUCAAGCUGGAGGUGAAGUACGCGCCGAAGGUCAGCGUGAGCGUCGUCGGAGGCGCACUGGCCGGCGGUCGCAUUCCGGAAGGGGCCGAGGUGCGGCUGUCGUGCCGGGCCGACGCGAACCCGGCCGACGUCACCUACCGAUGGUACAAGGCGGACGAGCCGAUCGUGGGCGACUACACGACGGAACUGGUCAUACACAACGUCUCGAAGGAGUACCACGACGCGGUGAUCAAGUGCGAGGUGCACAACGCGGUCGGCAAGAGCGAGGAGAGCGAAAUCCUCGACAUCAGCUACGGGCCGACGUUCCGCACCCGGCCCCAGUCGGUCGAGACGGACCUCGACCGGAAGGUGACGCUGGCCUGCGACGUGGACGGCAACCCGCCGCCCGAGAUCCUCUGGGUGCACGAGGAGUCCGGCCGGAUCGUGUCCAGCAGCGCGAACAUCACGCUGAUGGCGACGCGCGAAACGGCCGGCCGGUACAGCUGCAAGGCGAGCGUGCGCGGCUUCCCGGACAUCGAGGCGACGGCGGCGGUCCAGCUCAAGGGCCCGCCGACGAUCCGGUCGCCCCGCCAGCAGUACGGCUCGGUGAACGACAACUCGCAGAUCCAGUGCGACGCGGUCGCGAUCCCGAAGGCGAAGCAGGUGAUCUGGACGUACAACGGGCUGGAGGUGAGCGGCGAGAACGAGCACACGAUACUGGAGAACCACUCGCCCGAGGGCGUCCGGUCCACGCUGAUCAUACCGAAGAGCAAGCGGCAGCACUUCGGCGUGUACAACUGCACCGUGCUGAACGAGUACGGCAGCGACUCGCUGGAGAUACAGUUCGCACCGAUGGAGUCGUCGUCGCUGCCGGUCGUCAUCAUACUGAUCGUGGCGGUCGUGUUCAUCACGUUCGUGCUGGUGCUGGUGGUGAGCCUGUGCUGCUGCGAGCGCAAGGGCAACAAGAAGCUGCCACCGGCGGACGUCAUUACGGAUCAUUACAUGACGGAAAAGACGUGCAAGGAGAGCGACCGGUCGUCCAACGUGAGCGACCUGAAGAUAGACCGCGACCACGAGUACUCCGAAACCUGCUCCGGCACGGACAGUAUCGCGACCCGGCUGGCAAUGAACAUGAUGGGCUCGUCGAGCGGCGGCAGCAACAAUAGCGGUGGUGGAGGAGGAGUAGGAGGAGUAGGAGGAGGAGGAGUGGUCAGUGGAGGUGGUGGCGGCGGUGGUGGUGUACCGCUAGCCGGCCCGGUUCGCAUUCCCAACGACUAUCGCUACUCGGGUGACUAUUCCGACGGCAUUGGCUCGACGCUGCAGGCGAAAAUUGGGCAAAGCAAUGGUGGGUACGUGCCGUACGUCGACUACGCCCAGGACUACAACCUGCCGAUGCACAUAUCGAGCAACGGGCAGCUGCCGAACGGCAACCUAAGCCUGACGCGGAACCGUGAGCUGCGGCAGGACAAUGGGCUGCCCAGCAUCCAGAGCGGCAUGGGUUCGCUGUCGGCCGGUUUGAUGAAUACAUCCCUGAUGAACGCCCCGAGCAUAGAUCCGCGGUACAGCGCAACGUACGGCAAUCCGUACCUGCGCAGCAGCAGCACCCAUCUGCCCCCGCUGCCCCCGCCCAGCACGGCCAACCCGGCGAUGACGCCGGCGCCGCCACCGUACAGUGCCGGCCGGCAUCCGACCAGCGCCCUGCUGAUGGGCGUCAACAUGGGCGUCAACUCGGGCAGCGUCAUCGGCAUCGGCUCGAGCCUGACCAGCCCGGAAUCGAUCCGGUCGACCAGUGCCGGCAGCAGCGACCCGGCCGGCACCGCGGCCCAGCAGCAGCAGCAGCAGCAGGGCGGCCAGGUGGCCGCCGGACAGACGGGCAGCCCGGCCCCGGGCCAGUUCAUACUGCCCGCGAACGGGGACAUACGCAAGGGGGCGCUGGCGACCCACGUCUAGCGGGGCGGCGGUUCCGCACCACCCCACCCACCACCGAGCCAUCGAGCGUGCAAAGCGGCGGCCCCGCACCCGUCUCCUUCCAUCGUUUCCUCGCGCUCCUCGCUCCCGCGCCAAGCCAAAACCCGCCCCCACAAUCUCAAUCGCCCUCAGCCUCACACACUGUGCUGCUUUGCGGGCUUGCAGCCAUCUAGGGGCAUCCGUGUCUCCAUGUGUAGGAUAGGUAUUUUUUAUUUUAAUUUUCGUUUCCUCAUGAGUGGAUAAGAGAGGGUGUGUGAAUGUGUGUGAAUGAUUUUAUCAAUGCUUGGAACCAGCCCACGACACACACACGAACAUACACGCGUGGCCAUUAGAUCAUAUUGGCCAGAAGUAAUCAAUCGUAGGCUGUAAAUGCGCCCGUGUGCAAUGCUUGCAUUAAGAGAUCGUCCACAAACUACGUAAUGCCAAAAACGAAAAAUUUGUUACGUUGUUUAUGGAUGGGCCCCUAAUCGCUACCAGAUAGCGAAAAAAGGUCUAAUUUUGUGGGCAAAAACAAAGCAAAACACACGCACAUUGGAGUAGCUUUCCCACGCCAUACUCCCCAGCCAAACGAACGUGACGGCAUUUGGAAGAGAUGCUUAAUGUUUCAAUGUCUGCUUUUAGGCCCCCCCCGGUGCUGGGGCGACUGUAUGCAGCUUCGUUUUGUAUCCGCCCCCGCUCCCUGUCACCCCGCUCAUUCCAACUGCCUAGGAUGUAAUGGAGGUGUGUGGAGCGUGUCAUACAGACAUACGUACAUAUAAAAAAAAAACACACACACACACACACACACACAAACACCCAAAGACAAAAUUGACAUGUGCAGCAGCAGCAGCACCGUUUGAUCGUUUAACGUUUGUUUCGCUAUGUUUUGAUUCAAAAUGUGUGGCCUUAUUAAGUGGAGAAAGCAAAAAUGUACGAAACAGGACAAAAAACCAAAAACACACUACAAACAACAAAAGAAAGUUUUUUAAAAACAAUUACACGAACCACACAACCACGGUGACACGGUGAGCAUACAAGCGGAAGAAGGUAGCCAAUUGCUGGUAAAAGGAUUUUAUUAAAGCUCGUCUACUUAUAGCUUAAAUACGACAAUGAGCGUGCGAGUGUAUACUUGCGUGUGCAUACGUGUGUGUGUGUGUGUGUGUGUGUGUGUGUGUGUGUGUGCAUAUAUACAAAUAUACUCGGAGUGGUUAUAUAGCGAUAUACACGCAGCUUGCCGUGUUGCUUACGAAUGUGCGCGCAAGCUGCUUUAGCACGAUUUGCUGUUAAACCAUCCCUCUCCUCCUCUUCCUCCUUCGCCCUCCCUCUUUUCACGAGCGCAAAAGAUGUUCGCAGGCCAGCAAAGGUUAGACACAAUUUUAGACUAGCAAAACAAAACACUUUCCAUCAAAAGGUACGGAAAAAGGGGGCAGCCAAACGAAAAGCUCGCUGCACUGGGAUGGUUAGAGCGCACGCUAGCUUUAGCUUGAAAAAGUACACAUGUUUUGGCUGAAUUCGGAACGGGGGUAAAGAGUUUAGUACAUUAUAACGCCUUUUUUCCUAAAAAAACCCCAAACCAUGAAUCGUCAUGAAACAAACAAACAAACGCGAGGCACGAGCGGUGGUGGAUUAUUGGACGAGAGGAAAACAAACCGAAAGCCAUACAGGCUGAUGCAUGCUGGUGCUUGUGGUCGUAUAUGUGUGUGUGUGUGUUUGUGUGACGUCAUAUUGGCAAAGGAAUUCGAAAGGAGACGACAACAACAAAAACCAAACUAAGCAGCUUAAAAUAAUUCUUUCUCCGUUUUUGGCAACCAUAUGUGUGUUGGUGUGUGUGUGUGUGAGUGCCGUUUGUGAAUGUGUGAGAGUGUGUGUGUGUCGCACCAGCUGCGAUGCACGCGCGCGCGGUUGAGCACAUUUUUUGCGUUGUUGUUGUUGUUGUUGUUACGUGCACUGCACGUUUGCCUACCUUGCAGGCGCUUCGGACUGCACGCAACACCACUUUCCCGCUUUGCACCUUGCUUCCACCAUACUGCUGUAUCCAUUUGCUUGGUUUAACAAAGACACACACACGCACAUGCACACUGAGACAUAAAGUGUGCUUUGGGACGGCGGCACAGCGAAGAAGCCGAACGGAGCACAUUCGAGAGGAAAGCAAACAAACAAAAACCGUACAUUGGUAGCGAGGCGAUUGGUUUUUCCUUUCCUAAUUUGCUUGCGCAGGGGGUGGCAAGGGGGUCUGGCUGGCCUGUGGCCCCGAGAGAAUGCAUCAUGUGAGAAUAUACCAAAUUGUUUUUUUUUUAAUAUGUGUAUAGCGAUUAAUUUUUAGCCAAGCAGCGGUCGCAGCGGCUCGCCUCGUGGCCGCUUCUUAUUAGGUUUAGCUCGUCUUCGCUAAGAUUUCAUUUAGGCCCCCUUCAGCCGGUGCUUAGAAUUGAAGGAGAAGAUAGGAGGGGUAAUAGAAGCGAAAAUCAAGAGAGAGAGAGAGAGAGAGAGAGAGAGAGAGAGAGAA